AUGACCCUGAACCACGGCCGAUGCGACGGCUUCUCCCAGCACCGGCUGCUGCCGACAGCGCGGUCGACCGGACCCCUGCACAUUCCAGCUCCAGGAUCGGAGCCGGCUCCGGUGCCUGUGAGCCGUGCCGCCGGCGCAAGACGAAGAUGUGCCGGGCGCAAGACCGAGUGUCACUAUGUCGAGCACAUGCAGCCCAAGGUCAUGCGGCAGAAGCUCGACGACGCUGAGAACGAACUCAGGAGCCAUCACGAGCUCUUCCGGCUCAUACAGUCCCGCAGCGAGGAGGAGUCGGUCGAGAUCGUCCGCCGGAUGCGGUUCGGCCAGGGGGUGCAAUCUCUCUUGCGCCUGCCCGAAUCAAGAAGGCCCACCGCCUCGCCGAGUAAGGCUGGCCGUGGAGACUGGCAGACCACUGCCGCAUUGAGACGUACGAACAUCCUGCCGCCGUCUCUCUGGCGUUUCUCUCCGAGUGCAACAGCGGAAAUGCGCAAGUACAUUCAACAAGAAAUUCUACUUGGUGAUCCUUUGGCUCUCAUCGCAAGCUCGCUUCUGGACAAGUCAGAGCAGAUCAUGCCGGCCUGUGAUUGGAGGCCACGGCCACAUGAGCGAGUAUUGCGUGAGCGAUUGUUGUCACCCAACUCCACGUCUUCGGUCAAAUUCACUACGACGACGCCCGGAAAAGCACCAACAACAAGGACGGUGGAAAAUGUCAAGACUAAUCGGGAGCAACAUCGAGACAUGCACCACCCAGGCGGUCUCAACUGA
Messenger RNA from Microdochium trichocladiopsis, 762 nucleotides. RefSeq lists its product as uncharacterized. The record is from RefSeq and is a predicted model, not a curated record. NCBI's taxonomy places the organism in Eukaryota, Fungi, Ascomycota, Sordariomycetes, Xylariales, Microdochiaceae. Bases 1 to 762 code for a protein of 253 amino acids. The transcript has 5 exons.